AGCACGUCGACGAGUACCAGCAACCUUCGCAGCACGAGCAAGCCACCGAGCGCCUGCAGCGAGUACUCUCGUCCACUGCCCAUCGCCUCCAGCUCGUCAAACGCCUCGCACCAGCAGCGGCUGGACCUUCCUGCACCUCGACCUUUCCCCUUCCCCUCAUCUCCCCUCGCCAUGUCGCUCCCCUCGAGCUACUCGGCCAUCCUGUCCGACCUGAACCGCGAGGUCUUGCGCGCACAACCGUCCGACCCGCUCCAGUUCUGCGCAAACUGGUUCGCGCAGCGCCUCGAGCAGGAGCGCAGCGCCACACGCGCCCAGGCGUCGGCCUCGUCGUCGACCACCAACCCGGGCCGGUCCAGCAUGGCGCGCUCGUCCGUCGACGACUCGAGCAUGCGCGAGGCGACGCCGCCCAUGUCGGCCAAGUCGAUGACGGGCGAGACGCCCGGCGCGCGCUCGUUGUCGCCGAGCGGCGGCAAGCCCGCGCCGACCAAGGGCGCCGGCGCCCGCCCGUCGAGCCUCGCCCACCAGGGCUACGCGUUCGGUGCCGCCCCCGGUGGCCCUCGCGACGACGCCCCGUCGCCGUUCUCCGAGUACCCGCCCGGCGGCGGGCCCGCGCGCGCCGGGUCCUCGGCCGACGCGCCCGCGCCCGGCGCGAGCCGGUUCAGCCAGAGCGGCGCGUCGCGGGUCGGUGCGCCGACGCAAGGGCGCGCUGUCGCGCCGACGAGCGACUCGGAGGAGGAGGUCGACGACCCUCGGGACGACCCGAGCUACCGCCCGGGCGUCACGGGCGGCGCGCCGUUCGGCGGUUUCGGCGGCGUCGGCGGCGGCGGCCCAGGUGGGCAGGCGCAGCAGGGUCCAGGCGCAGGCGGCCUCACGGUCCCGAGCGUCAACUACAACCUCGGCCGGCGCACGUCGGUCAGCGCCGAGUCGCUCGACCCGGACGCGGCGACCCAGGCGUUGCCCAAGACGAUCAUCCCCAAGACGCCGUCGCAGCGCCAGCGCAUUGAGAAGGCCAUCUCGAACAACCUCCUGUUCCGCAACCUCGACGUCGACCAGCACACGGACGUGCUCAACGCCAUGAAGGAGGUGACGGUCCAGGCCGGGACCGAGGUCAUCGUCCAGGGCGCCGUCGGCGACUUCUUCUACGUCGUCGAGGAGGGCACGUUCGAGGUGUGGGUCCGCGGCCCGCCGACGCACUCGUACGCCGGCCCGGGCCAGAGCAUGGUCUCGCAGCCGGGCGAGGAGAAGAAGGUCGCGACGUACGGGCCCGGCGGCUCGUUCGGCGAGCUCGCCCUCAUGUACAACGCGCCUCGUGCCGCCACGGUCGUCGCGACGUCGCGCGCCACCAUGUGGGCCCUCGACCGCGUCACGUUCCGCUCGAUCCUCGUCGAGCACACGUCGCGCAAGCGCAAGAUGUACGAGGCCUUCCUCGGCGAGGUGUCGAUCCUCCAGGAGCUCAACGCCAAGGAGCGCGCCAAGAUCGCCGACGCCCUCGAGGAGAAGGUGUACGACGAGGGCGAGCAGGUCGUCGUCGAGGGCGAGGUCGGCAAGAACUUCUACAUCAUCGAGAGCGGCCGCGCCGAGGUCACCAAGCGCAAGCGCAACGCCCAGGGCGGCAUCGACGAGGAGGUCCUCGGCGUCCUCGGCAAGGGCGACUACUUUGGCGAGCUCGCACUCAUCAACUCAGCUCCUCGUGCCGCCACGGUCCGCGCCAGGCCCGGCGAGGGCCGCCUCCGCGUCGCGACGCUCGGCGAGAAGGCCUUUACGCGCCUCCUCGGCCCCAUCAUCGACAUCCUCGCGCGCAAGGCCGAGCGCUCGUACGGUCCUGGGGCCGCCGUCAGUGCUCGCGGCAGCACGAGCGGUCCGCUCGUCGGCGGCGGCGCUGGUGGCGAUGCGCAGGAGGGCGGCGUCGGCGGACCGGGCGCGCCGGGCUCGAGGGGCAUCGCUGUCGGCGGCGAGGCGUGAGCCCCACUCGUCCGUCUCGCUCCCUUGUGCGCCGCCGGUUCUCUGCAUACCCCUCUCGUAGUCGCAAUGCCCCCGAGUCGUCCUUUCCCUCCACCGCCUCCUUCCUCCCCCUCGUUCUCGUCGUUUCUCGCUUGCCAAUUCUCAUCGUUUCGUGCACUUGCCCUGGGCA
Rhodotorula graminis WP1 is the source of this 2131-nucleotide messenger RNA. RefSeq lists its product as uncharacterized. NCBI's taxonomy places the organism in Eukaryota, Fungi, Basidiomycota, Microbotryomycetes, Sporidiobolales, Sporidiobolaceae. The record is from RefSeq and is a predicted model, not a curated record. Gene Ontology annotation, cellular component: nucleus. The transcript is spliced from 5 exons. Bases 172 to 1962 code for a protein of 596 amino acids.